AUGGCCUUCACCAACUCCUCCCUCUUUGCUUCCAAUCUCACUCUCCGUCGCUCUAUACUUUCCGAUUCCGAAUUUGCCCCUCCGGACGAGGCCCCCAAGCUCCUCCAUGCCAACACUUUGUCCAGAAAAUUGAACGUUGCGUGUGCCUCUAGCAAUGGUGUCAAUGCAGUUGGUUCCUCCUCGCCGAAGUCUGAUCAAGAUGCUGAUUAUGUUCCAAUGGCAGUUGUCAUGAUUGAUCAAGAUUCUGAUUCUGAUGCAACUAUUGUGCAACUCAGCUUUGGGGAUCGCCUCGGAGCUCUCAUUGACACUAUAAAUGCAUUAAAAGAUUUGGGAUUGGAUGUAGCAAAGGGAACAGUUGUCACUAAGGGACCGGUUAAACAGAAGAAGUUUCAUAACGCGGUUGUGAGUACCUAUUUUGGUUUUUGGUGUUUUGUUUGUCUUCUUUUUUUGUUCAAUGCCUAUGUUAUGUUAUGGAUACCCAGGAGUUCUACAACAGUUCUGUGCUAGUGGUUAAGAUUGUGGAACACUAUAAUCCCAUAACAGUAGGUUGAAAACAUAAUCUAGCUAUGCAUGCCAACCAAUUGGGUCUCUCCACUAACAGUUUAAGAUUUCAGAAUAGCUGUAGACUAACAUUCUAUCAAAGCAGGAGUAUUCAGUUGAAGUCCUUGUAACUACAGUAUCCUAAUAUAAGUUGAAAUAUGCUAUGAGAGUCAUGAAAAGUCAGUGGUCGUGAUAGAGAACGGAGAAUAAAACUUGCUACCAUUCAAAGAAGAUGAACUAACUGUGUCUGCCAUUUACCUUGAGUUAGUAUAACUAUUGAGUAUGUCAUUUACCUUGAGUUAGUAUAAACAGCAAGAAGUGAUGAUAUAUCCAUAUAUUGAAUUGUAUGAGACCUACAACAAGUUGUAAAUUGUCUAAUAUGCAAGAGAUGGUCUCUGUUCCAAUCUCCAAGU
Messenger RNA from Fragaria vesca subsp. vesca, 953 nucleotides. RefSeq lists its product as uncharacterized. Gene Ontology annotation, cellular component: chloroplast stroma; chloroplast thylakoid membrane. The transcript has 4 exons. NCBI's taxonomy places the organism in Eukaryota, Viridiplantae, Streptophyta, Magnoliopsida, Rosales, Rosaceae. The record is from RefSeq and is a predicted model, not a curated record. The coding region runs from base 1 to 507 and encodes 168 amino acids.